Messenger RNA from Notothenia coriiceps (black rockcod), 3750 nucleotides. RefSeq lists its product as uncharacterized. Gene Ontology annotation, biological process: homophilic cell-cell adhesion; dendrite self-avoidance; axon guidance. NCBI's taxonomy places the organism in Eukaryota, Metazoa, Chordata, Actinopteri, Perciformes, Nototheniidae. Gene Ontology annotation, molecular function: cell-cell adhesion mediator activity. The transcript has 10 exons. Gene Ontology annotation, cellular component: plasma membrane; axon. The record is from RefSeq and is a predicted model, not a curated record. The annotation marks the transcript as partial.
AUUGAGAAAUGCCACACUGUACAUCAAUUCAGCGCGGAGCUACGAUGAAGGAGCGUAUGUGUGCGAGGCCUCCAACACUCUGGGCCACAGCCGCAACACAGCAAUACUGAAAGUGGCUGUGAGUCCCAUCAUAGUGAACUUCGUAGAUCGGGUUAGCUGCAGGAUCGGGGGGGCAGUGGACCUGUCCUGCAUGGCUGUUGGGCUUCAGCCCAUCAAGUACAGCUGGACCCAGGGCAGAGCAGAGACAUAUUCAGCCAUAAGCCCCAUUGAGGAUAGACACAUUGAUGAAGAUGGAACUCUGCAUAUUUCAAAUGUGCAGUAUUCUGACGUCGGGGAAUAUUUCUGUACUGCUGAAAACCGAGCCGGACGACAUCAGAGACGCAGCAUCCUCGCUGUCACAGCUGAACAUCGUCCAGCUGAUAGAGGCAAACAGACAAGACUGGUUUUGUUUGCUAGCACCAAAACAAGCAAAGACCUGCCAGUGUCCCAAUCCAGUGACUCUAUGGCUGAGCAACAUCUUGGGACAACCCAUAAUCCACAUGUGCAGGCACAGUGGCAACAUGAGGCCGCAUGCUCCUUACCCCACUGUGAUGCUAAAACAAACAGAGCACCUUCUUCGCCUCCACUCGUAAAGGGAACAGUGGCCGAGCUAAAGAUGCCAUCCCGAUCACUUGGCUGGUUUUUACAGCACAACCCAAAUCAUCCAACAACCAGUCCAACUCAGUCGUUAGUCACACAGAUGCAGCCUCCUAUGUUGCUACCCCCUCCACAUCCCAACUUCCAGUCAGUAGAUAUCUACUCCCCCCUGCAGCAUACUAGAGCUCCUCUUAUGAUUUCAAAAAGUGAACCACCAAUAACACUCAGCCAGACAUCAGUUGCCGCCGACAAAGCUUUGGGUAAAACUUUGAAAUAUCUACUUACUGAAAGUCAGUUCCAUUUGAGAGUAACAUCACCACAUACACAAUUUCAGCAGCAAGUCAGUGACAAAUUGUUGAUAAAACCUGAUCCUCAGGGCUCUAACAUCCAUGCUGUGUCUAUAGCCAGUCAUAUCAUACAGCCCUUUACUGAGACGUCCAACCUUUCAUUGGGUGAACCCUUUGGCUUUCUCAAAAAGGAUUCAUAUUCAUUGACUAGAACAGAGAGUUCUGUAACCUCAGCUAAGAUGACCCAUUCUGGUUCAGUUACUCAGUCUUCUGCUUCAAAAGCUGAGUUGCGCCAAACAAAAACACACAAACUGACUACCAAAAGUAAAAUAUACUCACUCUACCAUGAGCCAACCUCAACUCACAUUUCUCAAACCAAACCCCAGCACCACAGUCUACAUUUACACCAGAAAACAGAUCUGCAGCCAUCACCUGCCAUCUCACAAAUAUCUGAAUCCGACACACGGCAAACAUUUACUCCAAGUCUUUUUCCGAAGUACCAUCUUGAGCUAUGGACUAUCCCACAUUAUCUACCUGUCUCAGAACCUCCAACUUCUCCGUUCACAAAGCCUCAACAAAACCCAAUUCACACUCAGUCAACUUCAACCAUGUCUCUGCUUGCUCAUUCGUCUCCAACACAACAUCCACUGCUCCACUCACAAUCUCCUCUGGUACAGACUGAAACUUUUACACUCCAAAACAAAAAACACACUUCAAUCUCAACCAUCCAUCAAACCUCAGAUCCUUCAACGCUGGAAACUAAGAUUCCUGUUGUCCAUCAGGUCAACAUGUCUGACCAGGUACAGCUGAAUACCAGCCAGCAAGGUGACCCAGUUCAGUCGAAUAAAUCUGGCAAUAACUCAGAACUUACAGAGUGGCUGAAGAGGAACACCUCCCAAUCACCUAUGACCAGCAAUGACCCCAGAGUAACACAGCAGUCUCCAUCAUGGCUGCCUGUGCUGGAGAAACAUGACAUCCCCAUCGUUGUGGGAGUGGGUGUAUCUCUGGCCUUCAUCUUCAUCACUGUUACCUUCUAUGCAGUGGUCCAGAAGAAUGAAGCUGCACCAACCGUCCGAGCAGCUCAGAGGAAUCUAGGUAUCCCCAUAAGACACACUGAAUGUCGUGCUGAAGGACGUUCCUAUGAAAACAGAGCUUUUGAAGAUGAUGACUGUGUGACAGUGAUUGAGCAGAGCCCUAACACAUCAGACACCCGAGCCCUUCCUCCAGGCCUGAGCCUGGUCACGGUGAAGAUGGAGCCCACAUUUGAGGAUCUUCAGGAGGACACACAGCCUGCCCUGGAUGAUUACUCAGUCACUGUAGAAACUUACCCUGAGCCCAUUCUCGACACAAAGAUUGAUCCCUCUCUGGAGGAGGAGAAGCGCAGCAGUUUGUCCCAGCCCAGCAUCCAGCUGCAGUGUGCUGAGGACUGGACCAGUAGCAGAGGAGAUAACCGCUGCAGCCCAUGCCACAAUGUCCUGCCUCCCCCAUCGUCUUUACCCUCCCAUUCACCUUCCCCCUCUCCACCAUCAAGGCAUCAGGAGGGCCUGCGCUCCUCAUUAACCCUUCAAAGUGCUGAGGCAGGUGGAGCGCCCAUCCACCACAGCCUCAGCAUCUCACAUGGCAACCACCCCCUGCUUCUUUCUCACCAAGUCUCCCUGGGCCUCACUACAGUGGCAGUAGAUGUCCAUUUUUACCCAGCAGCCACUGCUUCCGUGGCAGUAGGCACUAGCACUCAUAUCAAUUCAGUCUCAAACUCCAUUUCAGUGGCUGCACCACCACUGUUCACUUCUCCGUUUGUAAGCAGUCAGGAGAAUGACCAAACAGCUCCCAGAAUUCAACAGUUUAAGUAGCAAUUAGAAAUUAGAAAAUACUUUUCUCUUGUUCAAGAGGAAUUUACAGGAUCCAGGAGGUGCAUAGCUAUGUUUAGCAAAAAGACUGGAUGCUACAAGAAAAACCUACCACUCUGUCAGGGUUUAUAAUGCACUUACUAACCCAUAUUAAAACAUGAUGCAACACCUUUGUUGGAUGUGUUCAACUAAGCGAGUAAGGGAGUCGUAGCUUCACAAUUUAUUGUGCAAAAAUGUAUUUAUGUUUAUCCAUUAACCUGACAAAUCUGUACAGUGCCUCUACUGCUCCUGACUGUUUACCAAGAGAUUUGUUAAGAUUGCAAGAUCCUCUAUUAAAAAAAACAGUGCUUGUUUUCUGUUUUUGUACAGAUUAAGUUAAAAUCUGGAUCCAUCAUGUUACGUUCUUACCACUAGCUGUUUUCUACCUGCCUUUAGUCUUUAUGCUAAGCUUACUGGCUCCCGGCUUUAGCUUUAAACAAAGGCUAGUGGUAUGAAUUUUCUCAUCUAACUGAAAUGUUUCUCAAAAUGUUAAACUCUUCCUAGUCUAACUAGUAUAACAUUGUCUGUAUAGAAAUUUGAAUAUUUCUGUAAAUAUGUUGUAAACAUAUCUUUAGCACAGCACCUUCUGCUUUACUCCUGUGGUUACAAUAUUUAUUAUGGGACUGUGGAGCAGGUGACUUCUGAAAACAGUUACUAGUUGCUUAUAUUUUACUGCUGAAACAUGAAGGAGAAAAAUCUCAAUGUUAAGUAAUGAUUUUAAUAUUAGCUGUGUAGGAAUCACAUGUUUUAUUCUGAUUUAUAGAGGGUUAUUGGUUAUGGUUUACAAACAGUAAGGCCUAAAUGUGUGCACAGUAUUGACUUAUUCAGUGAAACAGCCAAGGAUACUUUGUUACAAAAUAAAUGUUUCUUGUUUCAGUGACCUGCUUAAUUUCUUUUAUCAAACUACUUGACUGUUAAGACCUUUUUGAAACCAAAGCAGC